UUCAAGAAAGGAGGCAUUUUCGAUUGGCUAUUGAAAGCUAUAUUCUCUAUGUCUUUGUACAUUGUUACAAACGUUAAGCGUUAGUUAUAAUUUUAUAGGUAUUCAUGACUUUCUAUUGUCCAAUUGGAAAAUGAUAAAAAAACGAGGAACAAUUGAACCGAAUUUUCACUUAAGAGUGAGCCUAUCCAUCAUCUACUUUUUGGGCACCUGGCCGCCACACGCAAGCAAAUACCGGAUUUUAUAUCUGUUUUAUACUAUUUGUAGUUUUAUUUUCCUCUUGGGUAUCUUGCUUGCCUCCGAAAUAGCAAAUGUGAUCGCUAACUGGGGAGAUAUGUCGAAAAUAGUCGCAUUUGCAACUAUAUUGAUGACGAAUUCUAUUCACGCUUCCAAGGUGUUCAUUAUUCUUCAUCGUCAAGGACGGAUACAGGCUCUCCUGGACAUAGCUAACAGUCCCGCAUUCAAGCGCCACGACAAGAAGUAUCAGGACCUCCUCACACGCUAUACAUGGAAAGGCAUCUUUCAUCAUGCGGCUUAUCAGAGCUUUGGUACGAUAGCGGUAUUCUGUUGGGGUAUCACCCCAAUUGCCGAUCUGAUUGCCGGUCGUUCACGUCGAUUGCCUGUGGAAGGAUGGUAUCCUUACAAUGUAACGAGAACACCAGCGUUCGAGAUUACCGCAGGACAUCAGGGCAUUGCAAUCAUAAUCGCUUGCUUCCACAAUGUAGCACUAGACACGCUGGUCACAGGUUUAAUCACAGUUGCCUGUUGCCAAUUGGCAAUCUUGGAGCGAAAUAUCAUAUCGAUAGAUAAUCAAAAAAAUAGGCAGGGUGAUAAGAACAAAUCAUUUCUAGAAGUCUUGUCCUAUCAGCAACUCAAAAAAUGUAUUAUGCACAGUAAUAUGAUAUUCUUUUUUACAAGGGAGAUUCAAGAUAUCUUUAAUAUUAUCAUCUUUUUCCAAUUUCUUUCGAAUUGUAUUAUCAUUUGCCUGAUCGCUUUCAACGUGUCACAGAUGAAGGUUUAUAUCCCAGCAGUGCUGAUCGGCUUAGUGACAUACAUGUGUUGUAUGACAUAUCAGAUAUUCAUUUUCUGCUGGCACGGUAAUGAGUUACAUCUCCAUAGUACACGUAUAGUGAUGGCCGCGUAUUCGAGCAACUGGUUCUCCAAUAAUGUAAGUUUCAAACGCAGCUUACAAAUCAUGAUGUUAAGAGCUCAUCGUCCAUUCACUUUGAGCGCCGGUAAUAUUAUGUUAUUGUCAUUGGAUACUUUCGUAGAGAUAUUACGGAUGUCCUAUUCUAUUUUUACAGUACUUCAAGGUUCUACUAUUUAACGAUGAAUUCAUCGUUAAUAGUAUAAAUCUUAUAGUUACAUUAUGUUUUCUUGAGAUUACACAAGUUAAAAAAAAUAAUAUUAAUAUGCUUAGUUUUAAUUAAUAUUAUAUA
Camponotus floridanus (Florida carpenter ant) is the source of this 1436-nucleotide messenger RNA. RefSeq names its product odorant receptor Or1. The record is from RefSeq and is a predicted model, not a curated record. The transcript has 7 exons. Gene Ontology annotation, cellular component: plasma membrane. Gene Ontology annotation, biological process: detection of chemical stimulus involved in sensory perception of smell; sensory perception of smell. The coding region runs from base 131 to 1324 and encodes 397 amino acids. Gene Ontology annotation, molecular function: odorant binding; olfactory receptor activity. NCBI's taxonomy places the organism in Eukaryota, Metazoa, Arthropoda, Insecta, Hymenoptera, Formicidae.